This is a messenger RNA of Phialemonium atrogriseum, 529 nucleotides long. RefSeq lists its product as uncharacterized. The record is from RefSeq and is a predicted model, not a curated record. The coding region runs from base 98 to 454 and encodes 118 amino acids. Lineage: Eukaryota; Fungi; Ascomycota; Sordariomycetes; Cephalothecales; Cephalothecaceae. The transcript is spliced from 2 exons.
ACACAUUCUCAAGCACACAUCUCUCACCAAGCUCUCUCAACGAAGCCCGCAAUUUGCUACCAUAUCCAUCAUCCAUCCACCAUCCACAAAAUCCACCAUGCAGCUCUCUAUCAAGACCCUCCUCACCGCCAUGACGGCCAUCAGCGCUGUCUCGGCCGCUACCCGCCCGAAGGCUAAUGAGUACAAAGACACUCAAUGCUCCAAUCUCAACUACGGCCAUAACAGCUUCGAACUCCGCGACGUGACUAUGGACGACACAAGCAACUCGGUCUACGUCACUCACGGAGCUCGUCCCGAUGGCGUGCGCAGAUGGUUCUUGGCGUACAGUGGCAAGACUAGCAAUGGUGGUUCAUGUAACGGCGACAGGCUCGGUACCUCGCCUGAGGGCUGUGUCAACCUUAACACUGCUUUCCCUGGACGCAGGAUUAAGUGCCUGCGGUCCAUUGAGGGUUAGGGGGCUUUCGAGGUUGCCAUCGAUGGAAGGGCAGUUUAAGCUAGUACAAAGAGACAAAUAAAUUGUUUGCCUCUG